AUUCCUGUGAGGAUGUGCUAAAUUUGGGCAGGGAAACCGAUAUAAGUUUAAAUAGUGGGCUUUUCAGCUAAGUCACUGUUUUCCUCAAUAGCCAAGGUAAAAAGUUAUUUCAUUGUAGUUUUGUUUCCUAGCAAAGUGGGUAGAAAAGUUCACUUGUAGAGGUUCUGGUCGCAUUUUGUUCCUAAAUUUAAAGCAGGUCGAGUCAUAGUCUGUAUGCACCGACUUUAAGGUACGGCAUUUCAUUUUGUGUGACAGGACAAGCUUCAGCAUCCGGUUGAAACUUUAUUUCUUGACGCGUAACGAGCAUCCCGUCAAUGCCACUGCGAGCCUGAAAACAGCAGCAGCAGCAGCAGCAGCAAAGAGCACAAAAGCGUGAGAAUGGCCCAACAGCAGCAGCAGCAGCAGCUCGUGCUCGUCACUAAUGGGAUUGCGCUGUGACUUGCUCGGCCGGGAGGACAGGCUGCACUCACACACACACGCACACACAUUCGCGUCGGCGGUGCGCUCGCUGCUCGGCGCGGGGAUGAUCAGAUCUUCCCGGACUUCAGUGUGCAGGUGACGGCGGCUGCGGCGGGGCGCAGGAGCCGCAGGGAUGCCGGCAGCACGAGUCCCGGGCGCCACCAACGGCAACCCGCAAAACGUCCAGGGCCUGACCACUUACCAACAAAGCGACCCUUACUGGGAGAGGCCAGCUAAUGCCAGCUCGUGUUCAGCCACUAGGCCCAAGACACUUCACCUCGGAGGGCAACAACAUACCUCAUCACCAUGGUUGCAGGCUCUGAGGAAGGAGAAGUCGCGUGAUGCGGCACGCUCGCGCAGAGGGAAGGAGAACUUUGAGUUUUACGAGUUGGCCAAGAUGCUGCCACUGCCAGGCGCCAUCACCAGCCAGCUGGACAAAGCCUCCAUCAUCCGCCUCACCAUCAGCUACCUGAAGAUGAGGGACUUCGCCAACCAGGGCGACCCGCCAUGGAACCUGCGCAUCGAAGGACCACCACCCAACACCUCAGUCAAAGCUAUUGGCUCACAGAGAAGGAGGAGCCCCAGUGCAGUGGCCACAGAGAUCUUUGAGCCUCACCUGGGCAGCCACAUCCUACAGUCCCUGGAUGGAUUCGUAUUUGCACUAAACAAGGAGGGGAGGUUUUUGUACAUCUCAGAGACCGUGUCCAUAUACCUCGGCCUUUCACAGGUGGAGUUGACAGGCAGCAGUGUGUUUGACUACGUGCACCCGGGUGAUCAGGUGGAGAUGGCCGAGCAGUUGGGGAUGAAGCUUCCUCCAGGCCGGAGUCUGCUGUCUCAGGGAGCCGGGGCUGAGGAUGGAGCGAGCUCAGCCUCCUCAUCCUCACACUCUGAGACACCUGAACCAGUGGAGUCCAGCAGUCCGAGUCACCUCUCUCCAGAUAACACAUUGGAGCGUUCCUUCUUCAUACGAAUGAAGUCCACGUUGACUAAGAGAGGCGUCCACAUCAAGUCCUCUGGCUACAAGGUGAUCCACAUCACGGGCAGGCUGAGGAUAAGAAUGGCACUAACACACAAUCGCACUGUGCCCAAUCAGAUUAUGGGCAUGGUGGUGGUGGCUCAUGCCCUCCCUCCCCCCACCAUUAACGAGGUUCGCAUCGACUGCCAGAUGUUCGUCACACGGGUCAACAUGGACCUCAACAUUGUCUACUGUGAAAAUAGAAUUAGUGACUACAUGGACCUGACACCUGUGGACAUCAUAGGGAAAAGAUGUUAUCAGUUUAUUCAUGCCGAGGACGUGGAGGGCAUUCGGUACAGCCAUUUAGACUUAAUGAAUAAAGGUCAGUGUGUGACAAAAUACUAUCGCUGGAUCCAGAAGAAUGGAGGCUAUAUCUGGAUCCAGUCCAGUGCCACUAUUGCUAUCAACGCCAAGAAUGCCAAUGAGAAGAAUAUCAUCUGGGUCAACUAUGUGCUUAGUAAUCCGGAAUACAAAGACACACCCAUGGAUAUCACACAGCUUCCGAAUCUGCCAGAGAAAGCCUCAGAGUCCUCAGAAACGUCUGACUCAGAAUCUGACUCGAAGGACAACUCUGAAGACAAUGAGAACUCUAAGUCAGAUGGGAAAGGAAAUCAGUCUUCUGAGAACAGUGAAGAGCCAGAGUCAGACAGUAAGAAGCCCACCAGACACUCUGAGCAAGAGAUGAGGCAUCAGGAGGAGGAUAGCUCGAGUAAUGCAGAGAGCCAGGAGAGUGAAGACAGCUUGGAACCCUCUGAUUGUGAGGCUGAGCACAAGGAGAGCCGCUUGGCUCAUCUCAGUGGUCUGCCCAUUAAAGUGGAGCACUAUGGUGAUGGAGAGGGGGCAGAGCUUCACAAUUCGCUCUCAUCCUCCUCUGAAGAAGAGGAUGAAGAUGAGGAGGAAGAGGAAGACAAUGAUGAGAUUAUGAAGGACUACAACAGUGAAGGGGAACUGAGUGGACCACUGACAAGUAAACGCCAGAAGAGAAAGAAAAGGAGGAAAAAGCAGAAAUGGGAGGGCGAUCGUCAGCGUCUGCGACUUUCGCCCCCAGAGGAUGUCACGGCAAGUCCAGGAAGUCUGGAGCCAGCACUGGGAGAGCAGCCUCCACUACUGCCACCUCCAUCACCUGCCACUGCCUCAGUGCUCAAGAUCAAAACAGAGAUGGCCGAGCCUAUCAACUUUGACAAUGACAGCAGUAUCUGGAACUUCCCGCCUAACCGGGAGAUCUCACGCAACGAGUCACCUUUCAGCAUGACCAAGCCUCCUAGUGCCCAUGAAGCCUUCCCCGCUGCCAUCCCCGACUCAGUCCUCACUCCACCGGGUACUGAAGGAGGGGCAGGCAUCAGGAAGCCCAACUUCACCAACAGCAGCAGUAGUAGCAGUAACAGUGCCCCCACCUCAGCCGGCCUGGCACCCCCACUGUCUAACUCCUCAACUUCUGACCCCCUAUCACCUCCACUUUCAGCCUCACCACGUGAUAAGCAGCAGGGCACACCCACCUCCCAGAAUUCCCUGUUGUACAGCGGCGACCUGGAGGCCCUACAGCGGCUACAGACGGGCAACGUGGUGCUCCCCCUGGUGCAGCGUGUUGCAGGCACACUGGCUGCAACCAGCACAGCAGCGGCACCACGCGUCUACACGGCAGGCACCAUUCGCUACGCACCCGCUGAUGUCACGCUGGCUGUGCAGGGCAACCUGCUACCCAGUGGCCAUGCUGCAGUCAACUUUGUGGACAUGAAUGGGCCUGGCUUUGGUAUUGAUGCCAAAACACCUAUGGAAAUGCUCUACCACCAUGUGCACCGGCUCAACAUGUCGGGUCCAUUUGGUGGUGCAGGCACUGGAGCCAGUCUCGCACAGAUGCCCACUGCCAAUGUCUUCACCACAGCGGAGGGACUCUUCUCGACACUUCCCUUCCCCGUCUACAGCAAUGGCAUCCACACAACACAGACUCUCGAGCGCAAAGAGGAUUGAAGCAAAACACUGAGACCAUAUUACUGUGUUCAAUAUAAAUCAAGUGACUCUUUCGAGGCCUAUGACUGUGUUUCAAGUUGGGGGUGGGAAUUAAUUGUUCUAGCACUUUGAAUUUCAAGCAGUUAAGCUUGUGUAAUUGAAAAAAAAAGGUUUCUCUUCCUGUGUCUUUCCCCAUUUCUUUUCUCUUCUUCCUCUUCCUUCCUCCCUUCUCUAGAGCCAAUGACAUUUUCUUUCAACAAACUAAACAGGCUCAUCUCUAAUUCAGACUUUCUUUGAGCCACAGAGAACUCACCACUCAGGUGUGUGGUUUCUCCAUGGUGAAAUAAAAUGCUUUUUUGACUUCAUUACAGUGCAUCCUUAUUAGGAUGUCUUGUGUAUUUAAAGGCAAUUCACAAAGGAGAUAAAAAGAAACUGUUCGUUUUUUAUCCAUAUCUUGAUGUGAUCAAGGUUGACACUGACA
Neoarius graeffei (lesser salmon catfish) is the source of this 3902-nucleotide messenger RNA. Its product is annotated as neuronal PAS domain-containing protein 3. Bases 593 to 3442 code for a protein of 949 amino acids. Gene Ontology annotation, molecular function: RNA polymerase II transcription regulatory region sequence-specific DNA binding; DNA-binding transcription factor activity, RNA polymerase II-specific; protein dimerization activity. The transcript is spliced from 12 exons. NCBI's taxonomy places the organism in Eukaryota, Metazoa, Chordata, Actinopteri, Siluriformes, Ariidae. The record is from RefSeq and is a predicted model, not a curated record. Gene Ontology annotation, biological process: regulation of transcription by RNA polymerase II.